CUUACUGCCCGUUAUGCACAUCCAAAACCUCUAUUAUCUUGCCAUCCCCCAUUGCACUUGUCAUUCGUGGAGUGGAGCCAGUCAAAGAAACUUCAACAAAUUAAAGAAAGCAACGGUCACGAUGCGCCCUCACUGCCUCCUCAUCCUCGCCCUCGUCCUCCUUCCUCUGGUGGCCGCUGCCGCGGACCGACGGGGCCUUAUAACCGGCGGUUGGGCGCCCAUAAAGAACAUCAGCGACCCCCAUGUGAAAGAGAUUGCAGAGUUUGCGGUGUCGGAGUACAGCAAGCAAGCCCAAGGCCAGAACAAGUUGGCGUUUGAGAGAGUCGUCCGGGGCGACAGCCAGGUGGUGGCGGGCAUCAACUACCGGCUUGUCAUUUCCGCUAAGAACAAGUCCGUGGCUGAUCCCGAUGUUGCCACUCCCGCGGAUUACGAGGGUGUUGUGUGGGAGAAGGCUUGGGAGCAUUUUAAGCAGUUGAUAUCAUUUCAUCGAUUGUCAAAGCCUAACUAGGUUUCGGAUAAUAUGAUCGUUUUAUAUUUUAAUGCUUGUGUUUAUGCAAUCAUGUACUCUGGACUCUAGUUUGCUUGAAGUUUAUCAUCCUUCAUUAUAAUAAAUAAAUCGAGGGAAUAAUUGAUCUUCAAUUCUUAA
Messenger RNA from Malus domestica (apple), 646 nucleotides. Its product is annotated as cysteine proteinase inhibitor 1-like. Gene Ontology annotation, molecular function: cysteine-type endopeptidase inhibitor activity. NCBI's taxonomy places the organism in Eukaryota, Viridiplantae, Streptophyta, Magnoliopsida, Rosales, Rosaceae. The record is from RefSeq and is a predicted model, not a curated record.